AUGUUCAGUAUGCAGCCCGAACCGCCUGUCAACCCCUCCCAACACAUUGAACCAAAUAAUUCGGUUCUGAGGGAGGGCGCAACUCAAAAGCCCGAAAUCACCGAAGACCCCGUAGCCCGUCACAUCUUUCUGACGGCGGAAGCUAACAGGACCGACGACGGUUUCAUUACAGAGGACGAAAUGGCUGACAUCUUCUCCAAGUUUGACAUGAACGGUGACGGCGAGAUCGACGAGACGGAGUUUAUUGCUCACUGGACGCUGCUUCACCUCGGCGACUUGGAACACGCAGUGACGCUCUUCCAUCGCGCAGACACUGACAAAGAUGGCGCCAUUUCCCGGGAUCCAGAUUACACCAGGCUUUUUUAUUAUACCGAAAGAGUCAACUUGGACCAUAAGAUAUCAGAGUCCGAGUUCAUCACCGUCUGGUUUAGCCUGUCCACGUGA
Molecule: messenger RNA, 444 nt
Organism: Mya arenaria
Lineage: Eukaryota; Metazoa; Mollusca; Bivalvia; Myida; Myidae
Exons: 5
Coding region: 1-444 (147 amino acids)
Molecular function (GO): calcium ion binding
Source: RefSeq, a predicted model, not a curated record